CACAAAUCGAGUUGGCCCAAGAAAGCCAAAACCCUAGAUUGGGAUUUGGGUGGCGUAUAUAAAUUCUCCGCGAAUGCUCGUUGAUACGCUCUCGGUUCGCAGCUUCUGUAGAAGGGAGGGAGAGGAAGGAACAAGAAGACAACCAUGGUGUCGCUGAAGCUCCAGAAGAGGCUCGCCUCCAGUGUUCUCAAGUGUGGCAAGGGAAAGGUCUGGCUCGAUCCAAAUGAAGUCAACGAAAUCUCCAUGGCUAACUCCCGCCAAAACAUCAGGAAGCUUGUCAAGGAUGGUUUCAUCAUCAGGAAGCCAACCAAGAUUCACUCCCGCUCUCGCGCACGUCGUAUGAAGGAAGCCAAGAGGAAGGGACGUCAUUCUGGAUAUGGUAAGCGCAAGGGUACCAGGGAGGCUAGGCUUCCAACUAAGAUCCUCUGGAUGCGAAGAAUGCGUGUUCUUAGGCGCCUCCUCCGCAAGUACAGGGAAGCAAAGAAGAUCGACAAGCACAUGUACCAUGACAUGUACAUGAAGGUUAAGGGUAAUGUCUUCAAAAACAAGAGAGUGCUCAUGGAGAGCAUCCACAAGUCCAAGGCUGAGAAGGCAAGAGAGAAGACGUUGUCAGAUCAGUUUGAGGCCAAGAGGGCAAAGAACAAGGCUAGCAGAGAAAGGAAGUUUGCCAGGAGGGAGGAGCGUUUGGCCCAGGGACCAAUGGCUAUGGAGAAACCGGCUCCUGCACCAGCUGCUGCUGCACCUAAAGCAACUGAGUGAGCAUCUGUUAACCGAAUGCUCAAUGAAAUAGUUAUAUUUGAAUGUGUUUAGACCAUGUCAAUGAUGUUCCAUAUCCUUUUCCUUCUUGCUGGUGCAGGGUUCCAACUAAGAAAUCCAAGAAGUGAGAUUCCUGGACAAGUUGAUGAAGGUUUUGGGAGUUUUGUUUCAUCAAAGUUGUGUCUAUUUUGUUUUCCGUAGCAGCAGUGUAGCUCUUACGCCUUGGUUCUUCAAGGCAGUUAUGUUUUUUUUCCGUUGGAUUAUGUUUGUAUGGACCAUUUUACUUGCUACCCUACUAGACUGGUAAAAUAUAUUUGCAGGUUUUACAGAUUUAUGUAAAAUGCUGUUGUUAUGGUCUUGGUCUUGAGGAUCGAGCUUGUCUCCCCCAUUGCAUUACUUCUGUGGAUGGUCAUUUUGUUCUCAGCGAUUUGGGCUUUGAUUGGUGACCUGGCGAUGGUUAGUUCUAAAGUUCAGUUGUAUGGCCUAAACAUCAGUGGCAGCAUUCCAAUUGCUCCAGGGAGCUCCGCCUUACGUGAAUUGCACAAGUGGCGAUCUCAUCAUUGCAGGACUCAUUGGUCAUUGCUUCAAGAUUUG
Molecule: messenger RNA, 1350 nt
Organism: Linum tenue
Lineage: Eukaryota; Viridiplantae; Streptophyta; Magnoliopsida; Malpighiales; Linaceae
Source: the annotation of a GenBank genome assembly